UUUUUUUGCGACCAAGUUCCUUUAUACAAAUAUCGUUGAGCAACACUUUAUUGACAUUGCUGUAACAAAAUGACCAAAUCCGACGUCAAGAUUCAAGUAUUCACUGAUUUCGAUGGCACACUUUCAUUAGAUGACACUGGCUUGCUGCUCAUUGACGAUCACCGUUCCAUGGGUCCUGAACGACGUCGCGUAUUGGAACACAAGAUUAUGAACGGUGAGAUUACCUAUAGGGACGGUUUGCAGGAAAUGUGGAACUCGGUCAAAAUUAGCUGGGAUGAAGCCUGGAAAGAAUAUUUAGACGAUUGCCGUAUCGAUCCCGGCUUCCCUGACUUUUUCGAUUUCUGCCGUGAAAACGAAUAUCCUGUCACCAUCAUCAGCAGCGGAUGGAAGCCUUUAUUGUCCAAAAUCAUGACCAACUUCUUGGGUGAGAAGGCCAAGGAUAUUGAGAUUGUAUCCAAUGAUGGUGAAGUCGUCGACCGAACCUGGAAGAUCAUUUGGCACGAUGAUUCGGAAUAUGGUAACGACAAGUCCAGAACCUUGAAGCAAGCACGCGAAGCGGCUUCCCCUGACACCAUUUUUGUAUUCUGUGGUGAUGGUGUUUCGGACAUCUCUGCCGCUCGACAUGCCGACGUAUUGUUUGCUCGUAAGGACCGUGAUUUGGAAACCUACUGCCGUCGUGAAAAGAUUCCCUUCGUUGCUUUCGACACUUUCAAAGAAGUCCAUGACAUUGUCAAGAAGUUGGCUGACGGCAAAGCAAAGAUUGAGAAGGAUGCCAGAACCGGUUUUUGCAGUGUGGUCGACGUUUAAGAUUGAUUUACGUCGUCCCAAUCAACUUAGAUGUUCAAUUUAAGAAAAAAGACAAUCAUUAACUUAUUUAAACCAUAUAAUUUACGUCAUCAAUAAAAUUUCAACUCGUACGAGUAAUGAUAGAAAAACAC
Messenger RNA from Radiomyces spectabilis, 938 nucleotides. RefSeq names its product HAD-like domain-containing protein. NCBI's taxonomy places the organism in Eukaryota, Fungi, Mucoromycota, Mucoromycetes, Mucorales, Radiomycetaceae. Bases 70 to 807 code for a protein of 245 amino acids. Gene Ontology annotation, molecular function: phosphatase activity. The transcript has 4 exons. The record is from RefSeq and is a predicted model, not a curated record.